Gymnodraco acuticeps is the source of this 2163-nucleotide messenger RNA. RefSeq names its product BRISC and BRCA1 A complex member 1 (gene babam1). Gene Ontology annotation, cellular component: BRCA1-A complex; BRISC complex; nuclear body. Bases 150 to 1286 code for a protein of 378 amino acids. NCBI's taxonomy places the organism in Eukaryota, Metazoa, Chordata, Actinopteri, Perciformes, Bathydraconidae. The transcript is spliced from 9 exons. The record is from RefSeq and is a predicted model, not a curated record. Gene Ontology annotation, biological process: positive regulation of DNA repair; double-strand break repair; mitotic G2 DNA damage checkpoint signaling.
CAGUUCCGGAUUUGGUCAUUUUCGGUAAGGAAGUAGUCCGAUCAAAACAAAUGUUAGCUCGGCGUUGAAAUAUUGUACAACUUUCAAUGACUUUCACUCUAUUUGAAUCCUGAACGUUUCACAGUUACCUAUCACCAACCUGAGUAUCUAUGGAGACACCAGAGCCGGGUCCAGCCGAUGGAGAGGAGCACGUGGUGGAGCUUCGCCCUCGGACGCGCUCCAACCCUGAAGGUGCUGAGGACCGUCGCAGCAGCACGGGCAGCCUGGGGGGGAACAGUAACCCCAACAUACCUCAGCCCGCUGUGGGGAGUCGUGUUGAGGGCGAGGGCGAGGCUUCCACCAGCGACAGCCCCCCAAGCUCCACAACCACCACCGUGUCAGCCGCUGUAGCUCAGACAGCAGCUCCUGUUGUAGUUUCAGCAGCAGCCGCAGCGGCUGGGGUCACAGUCCCUCCGUCCACAGCUGCUGUGGCACCCAAAGAGAGGCCGAAGCCCACCCAGCAGCCGCCCACACUGACCACCCCCAUCCCUCCCCCAGCAGAGUACCAGCUCAGAGUCCCCCGUGUCAACUGUCCAGAGAAAGUGAUCAUCUGCUUAGACCUUUCGGAAGAGAUGGCUUUGUCAAAGUUGGAGUCUUUUAAUGGGUCUAAAAUAAAUGCCCUGAACAUAUCCCAGAAGAUGAUAGAGAUGUUUGUCAGAACUAAACACAAGAUUGACAAACGCCAUGAGUUUGCUCUGGUAGUGGUCAAUGAUGACGCUCUGUGGCUGUCGGGCUUCACCUCGGACCCCAGAGAGCUGUGCAGCUGUCUGUACGACCUUGACACCAAUGUGUGCGAGACCUUCAACCUUGAGGAUCUUCUUAAUGUAAUACGUCAGAAGAUCGAGUUGCCGUUGAUGGACAAUGUUCAGACCGUCCCUCCGCCGUACGUGGUGCGGACUGUGCUUAUCUACAGUCGCCAUGCAGGACAGCUGCAGUUCAACCCAUCGGAGGCGGUAAAUAAAAUGCUGCAGUCUCCAUAUUUUUUCUUUGAUGUGGUUUACCUCCACAACGGGGUGGACGAGCAGGGGGAUGAGACCAGCUGGAGGGACAACUACACUUCUUUCUGCAACCUGGACUCAAAGGGAAUGUGCUAUCGCUUCGAGGUUUCCCUGACUGGACCGGCCAUCGAGCUGCACAACUGUAUGGCCAAACUCCUGGCCCACCCUCUACAAAGACCUUUUCAGAGCCACGCUUCUUACAGCCUGCUGGAGGGGGAAGACCCCCAGGACAUUGAGGCAACGGUCUAAAACAGGACACACUAACGCCCUGUUUCUCAUGCACACACUGUAGUUGAUAACAAUUGGGUAUAUUUUCUUUAAGUCCAAUCAUUACUGAGGUAACUCCAUUAGCUGCUGUAGAAAAAUGAUUUGUAAGAAUAUUUGGGAAGCCAGGUGAAUUUCUAGAGAAACAAGAGGGUGUCAGCAGUUACUGUGAACACAAUCAUUGUGUUUCCAUAGACAAAUUAAUGAGUCAUUAAUUGUUUUAAGCUGGCGAAGUAACAACAUCAUCCGGUUGUUAGCUGUUGAAGUGCUAGAGGUCUCCUAGGUGACAGGAUGAAAUACAUGUCAGAGAGUCUAGGAGCAGGACACAAGUAGAAGGACAAAAUACAAAAAAUAAUUUAAAAUGAAGAUGGUUUAAUCAUCAGGCUUUGUUAAACUCCCGCCCUUACCAUUUGUUUUUUCUUUUUAGUCUCAGACCACACUGAUCUGUCUGUAAGUCUUAAAAAGUGAAAUCAGUGCAAGCCUGUGACAGUUCUUCAUAGCUAGACCUUUGGGACGAACUGUAACAUGAUAUACUGUAUCACAGAGGUCACAGCUUCUGUAACAUUGCCUUCCCUUUUUGUUUAUUUACACGUUUUGAAGCUUGUCUUAAUGUAUUUUCUAUUUUAUACAGGGUUGUUUACUUGUUUUUAAUCUUUAGUUGUUUUGUCACUCUUGUAUGUCACAAAGAAAAUGAGUGAAUGUACAGUAAUGUUGAAGCAGCUCCUCUGACAGUUAUCUCUUUAGAUAAUGGACUGAUUAAGAAAAAGGCCCCCCAUACUGCGCGUCUAGCUGCACUUGAGAACACAUUGUACAUACAUUUUUGAAGCCCUUUAUGGAUAUUAAAAGAAGGCAUAGUGAAUCA